UCGGCCCCCUCCACCCCACAGGCCCACACUGUCUGUAUUUACGCCCCUGCCAGCCAAAUUCAGGUUAUGACAAAGCCAAAGAUGUGGGAUAAUUUAUCAAAAAGCAAUACACAAAAUAAAGUGUACUCCCCACAUUAAUAUUUAAAAUAGUGAGGAUUCAAACAAUAACAUACAUGAAACAAAAAAAGAAAAAGAUUUGAAUAUGGCGUAGUAGGGGGAGUACCCAGCAGCAUCUCCCCUCCCUUUGAGUCCAGCAGGAAGUUUCACUUCUUCAGUUGGGACUUUGGUUGAGAGGCGGCGGGCGGUUGAACCGACGACCAGCCGGCAGAGAUGACUUAAACAGCGGAUGUCAGAGCAGUUUCCUCCCGUUCUUUAGGUUUUAAUACAAGAAGAAGUCAAAAUGCUCCUAAGGGAAAUAUUCUUUUACACCAGCUGCGAGUUAGACAAGAUGUGUCCGUGAAGGCAUCAUGGCAAACGUUAAAGUUGCCAUUCGAGUGCGUCCUCUCAACGCAAGGGAGAGCGCAGAUGGAGGAAGGCUCGCGGUUCAGGUGGAGGACAAGCUUGUGAGGAUCAGGAAUGUAAAGCUGGACGGACGUACAGAUGGUGCUGUGGAUUCGAGGGAGAAGCUCCUGGAGUUUUGUUUUGACUACUGCUACUGGUCGGUGGAUGCCGCAGAGCCUCACUAUGCCUCGCAGGAGGAGGUGUUCCAGGACCUGGGUGUGUCGGUGCUGUCCGGAGCCUCUGAGGGCUACAAUGUGUGUCUGUUUGCUUACGGCCAAACGGGAUCUGGGAAGACAUACACCAUGAUGGGGACACCGGACUCCAUUGGCUUGACCCCUCGGAUCUGUCAGGGUCUCUUUAGGUCUGAAGACACUCUUCCUGAUGGGCAAAACUCAAGCAGAGUGGAGAUCAGCUUCCUUGAGAUCUAUAACGAGCGUGUGCGAGACCUGCUGAGAGGAGGAGAGCAGAAGAAGAGAACCUCUCUGAGAGUUAGAGAACACCCUGAGAAAGGACCCUAUGUACAAGACCUGUCACAGCACCUGGUCUCAGACUGCAAGCAGGCCAUGGACCUUUUGGAGGAAGGCAUCGCUAACCGAAUGACUGCAGCAACCCACAACCAUGAUGCCAGCAGCAGAUCCCACGCCAUCUUCACCAUCCAGUACACACAGGCGAUCCUAGAAAACAACCUUCCCUCUGAAACUGUCAGCAAGAUUAACCUGGUGGACUUGGCUGGGAGUGAGCGAGCAGACCCCCACUACUGCAGGGACAGACUGACAGAGGGCUCUAACAUCAACAAGUCGCUGGUCACUUUGGGCAUCGUCAUUUCUGCUCUUGCCCAGAACUCCCAGAUGUCCAGCAGCUGUCAGAGUAUCAACAGCAUGGCCUCUGAGGGCGAUGGCAGCACGGUUGGAAGCCACAGCAGCUCCCUGUCUGGAGGAGGAGGAGGUGGGAGGAGGCACUGCUUCAUCCCCUACAGAGACUCAGUCCUAACCUGGCUGCUGAAAGACAGCCUGGGAGGCAACUCAAAAACCAUCAUGAUUGCAACAAUCUCACCUUCCGCCAGCAGUUACAACGAGACCCUCAGCACCCUGCGCUACGCAGCUCAUGCCAGAAAUAUUGUCAACAAGCCUCGGGUUAAUGAGGAUGCCAGUGUUCGGCUGAUCAGGGAACUGAGAGAGGAGAUUGACAGGCUGAAGAGCAUGCUGCUCAGCUUUGAAAUGCAGCGUAAUCCCAGUCCAUCCCUGAGCGAUGAGUGGGAUGGAAAUCUCUCUGACAUCGUGCUACAGAACGAACUGAAGGUGGAGCAGCUGACAAAGGACUGGUCGGAGAGCUGGAGAGACAAGAAGGAGCUGCUGGAGCAGUACAGCGUGGACAUCAACCGAGACCAGGCUGGAUUUCUCAUCAACUCGCUCCAGCCACACCUGGUUACUUUGGAUGGUGAUGUCCUCAGCACCGGGGUCGUCUUCUAUCACCUCAGGCAAGGAGUUACCCGCAUUGGACCUCAGGAGGAGUUUGAAGACCCACAUAUAGUUCUGCAGGGCAGUGCCAGCUGUGAGAUUGAAAACCAUGGAGGUGUGGUAACACUCAGGCCACUGCCGGGCUGCGUCUGCCUGCUCAACGACAGAGAGGUCACCGAGCCCUGCAGACUGGCUCAAGGGACGGUGAUCACCCUGGGAGGAGUGCAUAAGUUCCGCUUCAACCACCCAGCAGAGGCUGCCGUCCUCCGGGAGCGCAGACGGGCCAGUGAAGGUGGCAUGACCUGCACAUACAUUGACCUUUGUCCCAUGACUCCUGACCUCAGUGUCGAAGAAGUGAAGCUCCAAGGCCAGCUGGGUGCCUCUCUUUCCCCCAGUGAGGAGCCUACUGCUAGGCAGCGCGUGGAGGAGCAGCAGCGCUACGUGGAAAGUUUGCGACAGGAGAUUCAGGCUGAACAGAGGCGAGCUGAGAGAGAGCUGGAGAGGGAGCAGGCCCACCUCCGACAGCAACACAAUGACAUCCAGCAGUGGAUUUUCCAGGAGAAACAGCGCCUUACAACUGUAGAGCAAAGAAUCACCCAAGAGUCCGGAGUGCAAACUGACCUUAUCCCUGCACCCCUCCUGGAGCGAGUGGCAAGUCAGGCAUCUGAAACCCAGGAAGGUCAGACAGUGGAUUGUCCGUCGCAGGUGGCAAGGGCUAGGAAGAAGGCGGUACAGGAGGAACUUCUAAAGCAUCACGCCCUUUGCCGUGCCGAGAGCCGCAUCCGUCGGAAAAAGUUGCACUACCAGUUGGAGAGAAUCGCCCGCAAGCGGCAUCUGUUGGAAGCUAAGAGGGAAUUGCAGCAGCUGGAAAGCGCCUUGCCUCCAGCACCAGACAGCCCCGAGUCUCCUGAGCUGGGGUCCCCUACGAAACUCAGAGGAAGACCAUUUGUUUCUCGUAGACACUCUUUCUCUGCAGAUAUUCUGUCCCGGCUCUACCCACAGAACACCCCGAUCUUCAGGCACUUCCUCAAGAGAAACAGAUCCAUAGAGCUGACGUCAAAUUCCUCCACAACCUCUGAUUCCAUCGACAGCAGGAAGUGGGUUUCGGAUGAGUGUCUUCCUCGGCAAAGAACCCAGAGUUGUUCUGGUACGUUCUUCUCAGGACAAAGCCAAGCCAGCCGGAGCAGAGUAAGCUCCUCUGAAAACAUCAGACAAACUGCCAAAGAGGAGCCCCAAGCUCAGCCCUGUCGGGAACGACCAGAAAGAAAACCUCUGCUGCCAAACAGAAACCUGUCUUUUAAGAACAGAUCGGAUCAGAGCUCAGCAGUUACUCUGAAGUCACCACUUGGAACGGCUUUGCAGCCAAACAGCAAAGAAAAUAUACAAGGACCCACCACAUGCAAACCGAGUAACCAGAUUGUCCCUUGCAUGAAUGCGAUAACUCAACCUCAUGCAGGUAGCAACGGACUGGAAACCAUCAGGAAGACUUUCACUCAUUCUGUGGGGCCCAGAUUAAAAACAGCUCUCUCCAAAGUGUUCAGGAAGCCACCAUCAGGUGGAAAUGGAGGACGAAGCCCCAAACCUCUGGGGAAGAUAGCUAGCAAAUUUCACUGGAGACAAAGAAGAGACAGGAGCCUUAAAGAAACCAAGAUGAGCCGAAGCAAUUGUACUGUUAAAGCAGCUGCCUCAUGUGAGGAGCUUGACCAAAGGACACUGUUUGAGGAUGUUAGACAGAGGCGGUGGCAUAGCACAGAGGCUCUGAUGAACAAGACCAGCAGAUGGGUCGAGAGACAGCAGGGAUUGACGGAAUGGGAGGAAGAGCAAGAAGACCGAGAUGAAGGAACGUCAGACUGUGAGAGCCUUUUCUCUCUGGAUUCGCUGUCCUCUGCUUAUAUGACAGCACUAGCAGAGCAGCUGAAACAGGAAGAAGCAGCUCAGAGUGAAGCAGAGAGCGAAGACAGUCAGAUGUCUAAAGAUUCAUUGACUGUGGGGAGCAGUGAGAAAUAUUCAACAGUGGAGAAGCUGAGCCAGAGAGUGGUGCCAACUUACACAUCAGUGACAGAUUGCUUCCAUCCGUCCAUGCGGCACAAUAGAACAGCAGACACAAGUUUAGACUUGGACAGCCAGCAGAAACCUCAGGUAAUCCCAGCAGAGGCGUACUGGAGUCAGCAGGGCUCCCCAAAAUCAAGACAUAGUGGUGCAGCAAGGAAGCCUCUUUCCCACAACCCGUUAGUAGCAGAUUCCAGAGGCACAGACAUUGUGCACAAAAUGAUUGAGGACUUUGGGAACAUGCAGACCACUUCGGCCAGCAGCCCACGCUCCCUGAGCAGCUGCAGUGUGAGGGAGCCAGAGAACAUGCUGGCUCUCACAGAUGCCUGGUCCUCCACCGAUGCAGCAGACAGUCCCAGAGUUCACAGGGAUUCUUUGCCUUUCCAGAGAAAAAUGAUGUUCAGAGGUGUAGAGAGCAGCAGCAGUCCCAGUCCAACCAGUAUGAACCUCUCAGACUUUCAGAGUGGAUCUACAAGCUGUAGUUCAACAUCCACCAGUACUGAGGGUGUGAGUGUUACAGUGGAGGGCCACAGUGUGGAAAUUUCAAGUGUCACAUCAGAAAGAGUGGAUUUUCAAGACUCUCCGAUUCUAACAACACCAAACGAAGCCCUGAAGGAUGUAGGAUGUUGGGUAGAGCAAUCGGAGGGACAAGUAGAAAAUGUGGCGAAGACAGUUGGAGAUAUUCCAGAAUUCAGGAGCAUCAAAAGUCAAGCAUCCUUACUGACCUUUGAUCAAACCGCUUCUGUGUCAUCCACUGAGAUUCACCUCACUAAACAAGCAUCACAAGUAAAGUUGCUUCCGGUGUUUGCAGAUGUGUCUCACACGAUUGCCACUGACGUUAAGAUGUCCUCUGACACUGAAAUGUGUGUGUCAGGUUGUCAAUCAGUAUUGAACAUGACGUCUGACCCAUCAUGUGCCUUCAAACUGUGCACGAAAGAUGUAGUACAAUGCAAUCUACAUGGUGCAACAGAUACGUUGAAAAAUGUACAGCAACAUGAGCUUGGGAACACCGAAUAUGCCUCUUUCACAAGGGACAAAACAUUGGAUAAGGCUAAAACCAAAGGCGCUGAGCAGCACACUGCUCUACAGCAGGAGCUUGUUAAAUCAGCUUGUAAAAAUUCCAGGAAGCGGAACAAAGACCAACAGGAUGCUUUCAUCGGCAGCCUGAAAAUUCCUAAAAGGAGCAACAGCGGAGAGUUGGUAACUUUCUGCUCUGCAUCAGUUGGCAGCGAGGAAGAUAUUUGGCCAGGUGACAAUAAUGACGCCAGUGACUCAAAAGGGGAACAAUCUGCCGCGGAAGCUGAGAACCCCAGAUUUGAUUCUGUUUGUGUUGGUGGCAGCAUUAGACAAGACACAGUAGCGUCAGAGGCGUCGCCAGUUUCUGAUCCCGUGAGCAGGCAGCUUGGACAGAGUUGUGAGACCUCUGAGGUCUCUGAAUGUGGUUACAAUAGUUCUCAGAAUGGCACCUCUGCGGGGGAGAGCAAAGUAGUUGAAAAGAAAGAUGUAACAAUACAGGAAGUUGCUGCAGAAACAAAAGGGGGUGACUCACUAAUUGAUAACCCCAGAAAACAUCAAGAAAGUAGAAAACACAUGAGCAAGUCAGAUGCUAUUUGUAGCGCCAUUGACCUGAGAAUCUCAGAAGUGGUGAAAGAGCACAUGAGAUUGUCGCUGAUUGGCAGCAAUGGAGACCGAAAGAGCAGGAGUCAAAGCAUGAAUGCCUUGUCAUCCUCUGCGUGUCAUUUUGGCUGUAAUAGUGAUGAAAAUGGAUUGGUAGAUAGAGAGCUGAGAGAUAAAAUGAGCGAUCAGGUGAAAGAAAGAGUAACCUUUGAAGGUCACCUUUCAUUGGAAAGGACGACAAGUGAACAUGCAAUAGACAACAGUGUGCACUUGGCAUCUGAUAUGCCAGCUGAAUUGAGGACUAGCCAUGAGAGCAACAUGUUUAACUCUACUGAAGUAACUCAGAAGAUUGAACAUGCUCCUACCUUUUCUGAUCAUUGCCUUUUCCAAAACUCUUCUGCUAAAAACCACAACUUCCAAUUAAAUCUGACACUCAAUAGCAACGUAGAGUCUGAGCACUCUAGCAACCCCACUUUGCAACCAGUUAAAUCGUCCUUAUUGAGCAAUUCCUCCAUCGAUUCUCAUGGAAACGCUGUGGAGAAGGAUGCUUUGUGUCAAGAAAUGAAGGAUUCACCUAAACAGAAAGUAACAUCCCGUCUUAAUCCUUUGAUCAAACAUGCUUGCUUAAAUGAAGCGGACACCCAGAGCUGUUUUCCUGAACAUCACCAAAUAAUACCCCAUGAAACACCUCCCAGCAAGGGUGACGCAAUAGAAAAUUGUGGCUGUAAUCACGUAAAUGUCAGUAUGGAAACCACAUCCAGUGUGGAAGAUAAAGGCACUUACAAAUGGAACAUUCAGCAUUUCCAAAAUAGUCCUGACACAUCUGGAGCCAUAAAAUUAUUUCCUGAUGGAGGAAGCCUUCAAUUCAAAAUGCACGAAUGUCAAAGCAGCCAAUGCACGCCCACUCAUGAGAGUGCCUUGGUGAAAGGGUUUGCUGCUUCUCCUGGCUGUGAUGGAAAUUGUGAAACAAGACGCACAGCACAGGAUGACAUCACCUGUCCGCAGAAUCAUUCAAAUAACUUGGUGCAGACUUGUGUGAUCAAUAUGAAUUACCACAGUAAAUGCCAGAAUGUUUCAGAUUCACUUUGCAAAAUUGUUAAGGAUAAUCAAAUUGACAGUAAACGAGAUUGUGUAAUGAAAAACGACAAACAGACACUGACUCCAAAGAUCUUUGCAGAGGCAAAACGUGAAGCAAGUCUUUCUGGCUCUAUGCAGCCACAACAGAAAAUACCACAGGGCAGUGCCAUCAGAAAUACAUGUUGCUAUGGAUCUGUGGUGUCAAAACAGGUUCAAGUAAACACACCUGGUGAUAAACAGGAUAAUCCUGCUCUUGUGUCCAAAAAGGCAAAGUCUAAGAGGUUCAAAAGGUCCAAGAUUCAGACUCAUCCCACCUCUUCAUCUGAGUCGUCUCUUAAGUCAUCAGAUGAGGAUGAGGAGGAUGACGUAACCACCAGAGCGCAUCACACCCGGCUCUUAUCGAAAUGUGUAAAGCUUAGUGUGCAGAGUAAUGGCAAACAAGAAGUCAGACAGGCUGCAGAUAUUUCAACUACUGUGUCAGUGAGCAAAUCUAAAAUGAAGAAUUGUCCUGCUGGAGCCCUGGGUACAAGUGAGGUGAAAGUUAGUAGAGAUUAUGCCCUAAAAAGACACUCCUUGCCCCCUCAAACAAAGUCUCAAAGGACAAAUGCAGAAAAUAUCAGCCUGUAUGCAAAGAAAAGAGAACCACAGCAGGACUCAUCUAUGCAUUUUGCCUCCAGUGACAUCAACCCUUUUGUUCACCAGUGGCAAGACGAUGAAUCAAACCAACACUGUUAUAAUAAGAACCCUGCGUUCGGGAGUGCCGCUGACCUAUCCUGUAAAUCCCCACUUUUGAACAGCGCUGAGAAGCGUAUAACACGAUGCUGCAGCGUUGGUGAUGGCUUGAACGGGCAGAACUCGCCUUUCUAUUCCCAUCUGAGCACUUACGCCACCAACAAGGGGCUGUCCAGCACGCUUAGCAGCGUGGAAGAUUAUAAGGAACAAGGGGACAAAAGAUCUCAGCUCACGCCCUCUCAACAGGCAUCUGUUGAUAUUCACAAUCAUUUAGCCAAUCUGACUGUGACCGGCAGCUCUGCAAUUAAAGAUGCUCCUGGUGGUUUUUGUAACAACUCCAGUCAAGUGGAUGAAAUAAUGUUUGUGUACUCAUCUGAGCAAGAGUCCCAGGAAAGCGAAACGCACACCCAAAGGAGGAAGACAUGUGAGCAUGGCACUCAAACUGAGCGUGGCCUUCAGUCGGUAACUAUUGGUAACUGCAGCAGCGCUCCAAAGAGAAGAGAGCGGCACAAAAGGAGUAACACCGAUGUACCUGCAACACAGAGAGCCAAAGCGGACAUUAAAGAAUCUCCGACGUGGGCCAGCAUGGAAAGCAUGUCGGCUCACCUCUCAAAGCUGAUCGACAGCACCUCAGACUUACUUGGAGACGUCCAGGGAAUGAGAAUAGGCGAAGCCCUCAAGUCCAGUCCGAGGAGGAGUGUCAACAUGUCAAAUAUCAGCGUGUCUUACAGUGAGUCUCAUGACUGCAAACAGAGAGACUGCUCAACUCAGACAGCUGUAGACGUCGGCAUCCAGACAGAAAGAUCCUCAACACCAGCAGAGAGGGAAGUUCAUCAGAUACUCAAUGAGACGUCCAAAUCUCAUGAAGUCAAUGUCAUAGUCAAAGUGAUUGGCUCUGAGGUUGUCAGUGUGUCUCAAGACAAGAAUGGGCAAAAGAUGCAGAGCAUGCCUGACCUGAGUUUCAACACCUCUGCUGCAUCACAAAGGUCUGUCUUACAAUCAGAGAACCUAAAAACACCAAUAAAGACUGCAGGUGAAUGUCAAAGACGUGUCAGAUCUGCUUCCUCUAGAGGCUCAAAGCAGGUCACGCCUGAUGCACCGUGCCACAAAAGUGUUGCAAUAUCCGAAGUGUCCCGCAGAUCAUCGAAAAACGGCUACCAAGAGAAUCCUUCCAUAAGAAAUGACCCAUUACUUGCCUUAAAGAAACAAGCCACAUACACAGACCGUGCAUCGUCUCCAAUUCUGACUGUGGGAACAAGAUUACGCGGAAAGCAGAGAGGAAACCAAUCAAUGCUGAGUUUUCCGAAAUAUCAGAAUGUAAGUAAAGUCCAUAAUUCUGAGAAAGACAGCUUUACCUCUAGCAAACAAUCAGCAUGUACGACUGUUUCAGAGGGUGAUCAAACCCCAAGACACGACUGUGAUGUUUCCUCUUGUGCAUCAGAAUCUGUUUCACUUGAGAAGGUGAGUGAGAUGACUUGCUCAAGCCCUACAAGGUCUGAUGAGUACUCUAUAAGUUCAUCACUUUACAGAUAUACAGACACAGACAGGAGGAAUUCUACCUGCAAAGACUCCAAAUGGCAGGCGACCUCUCAGCAGUGGACGACUUCCACUUCAACAAAAGUCUUAACAAUGCAGAGCCAAAUCUCUCCCAUUUUAAGACAGACUGAUGUGCACAAACAGCAGGCAAACACUAGACAUGGAAAAGCAUCAAGCUACACACGACCUGCAGUUGAUUCAGUAGAUUUUUGCGUCGAUUCCUACAAUCCAUCCCCGGACAGCAACAGGACUGUUCAGCUUCAGGAGGACGACAUGGUGUCACUGGCACCCAGCGAGUGCAACACAGACAUCCUCGUGAACACUGAACCCGUCACCAGUGUGUCUCCGAGUCACAACCACCACAUAGCUCCAGAAGACCUGCCAUUGCACAACAAGUUCACCAACUGGUCGGGCAUCAACCUUCAACCGUCAAAAUGCUCCAACAAACCAGCCGCAUUUCCCACCAAAGACCACGACACCUGCAGAAACUGCGCUGAGUGGAGUGAGAUGGAGAGCUACGGCUCAAAUGUAGAAUCCAUGACGCAGAGCGACAGAAGGGCGAGAGAGAUCGAGAGGCUGCGGCAGGAGAGAGAGCAGGUGAUGGCGAUGGUCAGCCUCAAUAUGAACCCGACACCGCUGACUGUGGAACUGACAGAGGCCAAGCUGCACUACGGCCUCGGAGAGACAGAUACACUGUUGAAGAUGAUGUCCCCGAGGACCACAGAAGAGCUGGAGCCGUCAACCUCUGCAACCACCAAACAGCAGCUGUAUGAUAGACACCGCAGGAGUAUCGCUGGUUUGAGGCAGGAGAGAGAGGAACGUCUCCAGACUUACCGCAGAGCUCGUAGUCUGAGUCCCAGCAAACAUCCUCGCUCCGCUCCCCAAGAGGCUGUUUCCUCCUCCAAGGUGUCUGCCGCCAUGCCCAGUCGGCGCAACGAGUACCUACAACAGCUCCGCCAAGAGGUGAUAGACAGCACCAGAAUAUCAGACCCCGCACGAGGAGAAGGCCAGUGUCCAUCUGACAUCGAGCAGCUGUUGCGCGACUACAGCCGAGCCCGGGAGGAGGCCAGGACGGAGAUUGCGAAGGCGCGAGAACGACUGCGAGAAAGGACUGAGCAGGAGAAGAGGAGGCUUCAGCAGCAGGCCCUGUCUCAGGAAGCCAAGGAUGACCUGAGGCAUCGGACGAGAAUCAGUAAUAGCACCUUGUGCACUGGAUCCAGCCUGAGCCUUUCCUCUGGACCAACAUCUGGUUACAACAGCGGCAACACAGCUCAGCUACAGCACAGCAACAGCCCGGUUUUGACUGGACAGAUCACAGGUUUUCAGGAUGAAGGGCUGAAGGUCAGGACACGUCCCCCUAUAUGUGGUCCUCAAAGUGUGAAGACACAGAGAGUCUGGCUGUCUGCCCAUGAUGUCCGCCUUGACCCUCCUGUCAUUGGGUUUGAGCCCCUGAUGGCUUCAUCCCCAUCACCCUCAACCUGUACACGUCAACGCACCGCUUCCUUUGGCUCCUCCUCUUCCAUAUCAACAACCUACCAGGAUAUCACAUCUAGUCUCCUUGGCAGAGCUCUGGCUGAGGUGCGACUAGCUUCGUCUGGGGAUUUGAGCAAUCUGCUGAGGGGCAAGGCCACAGCAGGCUGGAGGUACCAGGGAGAUGAACGAGGUAUCCAGGCUUACUACAAGCCCUCCUCCAGCCCGUCUGUCCAUGGUUUCCUCGGGGCCGGGGAGCUGGACAGACCGCUGGACAGUCUGUGGAACAUAAUCUGCCAGCUGUCCAAGAGCCACAUGUAUAAUCAGUCAGUCCGUUCUGUCUGGACACGACCACUAGAUGACAGCACUCAGCUGGUUUACAUACUAACAGAUCCGUCCACCUGCCACCUCAGCCAGCCGCGGGACUUCUGCUGCAUCAGCACCGAGUCCAAACAGGGUGGCUUGUGCGUGCUGGCAAUGCAGUCUGUGUUCGAGGAGUCACUGCCCCGUCCCAGUGUGGAUGCCGUCCGAGGGGAGAUGAUGCCCAGCUGCUGGGUCCUGCAGCCAAUUAGACGCGGUGGACAAGAAGCCACCAGGGUCAUUUACCUGCUUCAGGUGGACCUUGGAACUCCGUCCUUCCCCCACCGACUGUUGGACACUGUCGCCAGAAGACAGGCAGCAGUCAUCGCUGAUCUUGAUGUCUUCCUCUCUAAAUCUGCAGGACUCAUGAAGACACAUUAGCAUGUUGAAGCUAUGCAGACGCCGAUCAGAGGCAGGACUGUUCUCAGUCAGAGCUGGGUCAGCUGUAUCCAGAUAUGAAGCCAUAUUAUUUACAGUAGUUGAAGGUUCAGGACUGUUUUUGGCAACGGCGCUCGGUUUUUAAGACGUUCCCGGGGGAACCAAAGAGAAAGAGACACAAAUACUGAAGACCCAGAGAGAAGGAACAUUGUACCUUUUGUACUGAUAUCUUUUUGUUAUGUGUUUCUAUAUAUUUUUUAAGUUCUCGUUUCAUUGUGUAAAAAGUUAUUUAUGUGUUGACGAUGUGUUGUAAAUGUAUUUUAUUAUAAACACCCUGCUUCCUGUUGCUAAUAAGAUGUUAAGUGGCCUGUGUGUUUGGCCAUUUUUUUAUGAAUACAGUACAUAUUUUAAGUGAA
Epinephelus lanceolatus (giant grouper) is the source of this 11593-nucleotide messenger RNA. RefSeq names its product StAR-related lipid transfer (START) domain containing 9 (gene stard9). NCBI's taxonomy places the organism in Eukaryota, Metazoa, Chordata, Actinopteri, Perciformes, Serranidae. The record is from RefSeq and is a predicted model, not a curated record. Gene Ontology annotation, molecular function: ATP binding; lipid binding; microtubule motor activity. Gene Ontology annotation, biological process: microtubule-based movement.